Molecule: messenger RNA, 1433 nt
Organism: Kogia breviceps (pygmy sperm whale)
Lineage: Eukaryota; Metazoa; Chordata; Mammalia; Artiodactyla; Physeteridae
Product: zinc finger protein 709-like
Biological process (GO): regulation of transcription by RNA polymerase II
Cellular component (GO): nucleus
Molecular function (GO): sequence-specific DNA binding; DNA-binding transcription factor activity, RNA polymerase II-specific
Source: RefSeq, a predicted model, not a curated record
CCGCGCGGUCAGAGGUAAAUCUUCCCCAUCGCUCUCACCUGCUCAGGUCGCGGGGCCGCGAGAUCGCGGGAAGGACUCCGGGCAGAGUCCGGAGCGGGGCGGAGAUGGAGUCAGUGGUCUUUGAGGAUGUGGCUGUGGACUUCACCCCAGAGGAGUGGGCUUUGUUGGAUCCGGCUCAGAGGAAUCUCUACAGAGAUGUGAUGCUGGAGACCUUCAGGAACCUGGCCUCAGUGGGAGAAAACUGGAAAUGCCAUAGCAUUGAAGAUGAGCACAAGAACCAGGGAACAUAUCUGAGAUGGUGUGUGGUGGAGAUACCCUCAGAAAAUAAUGAAAGUAGUCAAUGUGGAGAAACCAACCAGAUUUCCAAUCUUAUUGUACAUAAGAGACUUUCUACUGGAGUAAAAUCCUAUGGAUACACUAAGUUUGAAAAACCCAUCAUGGAUUCUUCAUCCCUCAAGAGUUCCAUAGCAUCAUCUCAACAUGGACAAAAACCCUACCAAUGUAAGGAAUGUGGGAGAACUUUUAUUUCUUACUCAUCCUUUGGGGCACACAUAAGAGCUCACACUGAAGAGAAACCCUAUGUAUGUAAAGAAUGUGGAAAAGCCUUUAUAUAUUUCUCCAAACUUAGAGUCCAUAUAAGAACUCACACUGGAGAGAAGCCUUAUGAAUGUGAAAAAUGUGGGAAAACCUUCAGAUCUCCCUCAAACCUUUGGACACAUAAAGAAACUCAUACUGUUGAGAAACCCUAUGCUUGUAAAGAAUGUGAGAAAUCCUUCUCUUCUCCCUCUUCUCUUAGAAAACAUGUGAAGGUUCACAGUGCAGAAAAAGCCUAUGAAUGUAAGGAAUGUGGAAAAGCCUUCCUUCAUUCUUUUUACCUGAUCAUACAUGCAAGGAUGCACACUGGAGAGAAAGCCUAUAGAUGUGUGGAAUGUGGGAAAGCCUACAGCUGGCCCUCAGACCUUAGGAUUCACAUGAGGACACACUCUGGAGAAAAGCCUUAUGAAUGUAAACAGUGUGGAAAAUCUUUCAGUUCUCCUUCAUCCUUUAAGGGACAUUUGCGAACUCACACUGGAGAGAAACCUUACGCAUGUAACAAAUGUGGGAAAGCCUUCAGUAGUGCUUCAUACUUUAGAACACAUGUGCGAAUUCACACUGGAGAGAAACCCUAUGUGUGUAAGCAAUGUGGGAAAGCUUUCAGUUGGUCAUCAUCUUUUCGAGGACAUUUGAGAACUCACAGUAGAGAGAAACCGUAUGAAUGUAAGGAAUGUGGUAAAGCCUUCAGUAGGCUUUCAUCCUUACAAAGACAUUUGAGAAUUCACACUGGGGAGAACUCUGAAUGUCAGCAGUGUGGAAAAGCCUUCUAUACUCCCCUAUCCUUAAAAAAAACAUGUGGAAACUCACUCAGGAAGGAAACUCCAUGCCAGUUCCAAUGA